Messenger RNA from Cyprinodon tularosa, 4563 nucleotides. RefSeq names its product retinoblastoma-like 1 (p107) (gene rbl1). Gene Ontology annotation, cellular component: transcription regulator complex; nucleus; chromatin. The transcript is spliced from 22 exons. NCBI's taxonomy places the organism in Eukaryota, Metazoa, Chordata, Actinopteri, Cyprinodontiformes, Cyprinodontidae. The record is from RefSeq and is a predicted model, not a curated record. Bases 126 to 3326 code for a protein of 1066 amino acids. Gene Ontology annotation, molecular function: RNA polymerase II transcription regulatory region sequence-specific DNA binding. Gene Ontology annotation, biological process: negative regulation of G1/S transition of mitotic cell cycle; cell differentiation; regulation of transcription by RNA polymerase II.
CUCGUGGAGAGGAUUGUUGCUGUUCGGGGUCGGGGCAGGACGAGCGCCGUGUUUAGGUGUUUAACUCUCAUCCGUGGGUGGGAGGGGGGUUUGAGUGGAAACCGUAACCGUGAAUCUGCGCGUGGAUGCGGGGAGAAGAGUCUUCGGAUUCAGAGUCGGGGAGGAUGGAGGAGAGUUCGGUUCGGCGGAGUUUGGAGGCGUUGUGUCAAGAACUGAACAUGGACGAGCAGACCGCGGCUGAAGCCAUGGAGAACUUCACCGCCAUCUGGAACACAUACACUCUGGAGGGAGAGGUGGUCCACUGGCUGGCCUGUGCUCUGUAUGCCGCCUGCAGGAAAGGCUCCACUCCCACGGUGGGGAAAGGCCUGAUGGAGGGAAACUGCGUCUCCCUCACCAGGAUCCUCCGCUGCGCCAAGUUAAGUCUCAUCCAGUUCUUCUCCAAGAUGCGGAAGUGGGCCGACAUGUCCAGCCUGUCGCAGGACUUCCGGCUGAGGAUGGACCGGCUGGAGCGUAACUUUGAGGUCUCCACGGUGAUCUUUCGCAAGUUCGAGCCCAUCUUCAGCGACAUGUUUGCGAAUCCGCAGGGAAGCGAGGCGCCGCGGCAGCCGCGCAGCAGGAAGCACAGGCGGCUGCCGUGUCACAUCAGUGAUGUGUUCAAGUUCUGCUGGACCCUGUUUGUCUACACCAAAGGUAACUUCCGAAUGAUCGGCGAUGACCUGGUGAACUCGUACCACCUGCUGCUCUGCUGCCUGGACCUGGUGUUCGGGAACGCUCUACUCUGUGCAAACAGGAAGGACCUGAUCAACCCGGCCUUCAGAGGUCUGCCGCCUGCGUUCCGUGUGGAAGGCUCCGCCCCCCAGAGCGAGCCGCCUCCCUGCGUGCUGGAGAAGCUGUGUGAGCUUCAUGACGGGCUGGUGGUGGAGGCCAAAGGCAUCAAACAGCACUACUUCAAGCCGUACAUCCAGAAGCUGUUUGAGAAACAGAUCCUGAAAGGAAACGAGACGCUUUUGACCGAAAUGCUGGAUCCUCACAAUUUUAUCGAUAACAAUAAAGCCAUAAACAGGGAGUAUGAGGAGUACGUGUUGACGGUGGGGGACUUCGACGAACGAGUGUUUCUGGGGGCCGAUGCUGAUGAGGAAAUCGGAACCCCGAGGAAGUUUGUUGAGGAACGGGCUGCCAGCCAAGCAGCAGCAGCAGCAGCAGCUCAGAGCCAGCUCCAACAGCAGGUGGAGAAGUCCGGCUCUCUCGCCCCGUCCACUCCUCUUACCGGGCGAGUCUACCUGAAGGAGAAGGACCUGCUUUUCACGCCCGUCUCUUCAGCAACGCAGAGCGUCAGCCGGCUGCAGAGCAUGGUGGCCGGACUGCGGACGGCUCCCAGCGAAAAUCUGAUGCAAAUCUUUAAGUCUUGUUCCAGAAGUCCCACAGAGUCCAUUCUGACUCGAGUGAAAACUCUGGGACAAACCUUCAAAGAACAUUACACCAACGACUCUGACGACACGCCGGGAUCCCAUAUUGACUUUGCUGAGAAUCGUUGGAAGCUGGCAGAAAUCCUCUACUACAAAAUCCUGGAGAACGUCCUGGUUCAGGAGACCAAGCGGCUGCAGGGCAGAGACAUGAGCGUUUUGCUCGAACAGGACAUCUUCCACUGCUCUCUGAUGGCGUGCUGUUUGGAGGUGGUGUUGUUCUCCUACAGCUCCCAGAGGACCUUCCCUUGGAUCAUCAGGAUCUUCAAAUUGGCCCCAUUUUACUUCUUUAAGGUGAUCGAGGUGUUUAUCCGCUCUGAGGAAGGCCUUUCCCGUGACAUGGUGAAGCAUCUGAACUCCAUAGAGGAGCAGGUUCUGGAGAGCCGAGCCUGGACCUCCGAUUCUGCUCUGUGGAGCGCCUUGGAGGCGGCUGGGAAUAAGGUCCCCACAGUGGAGGAGGUGAACUUCUCCUCUUGUCUGGAUACGGGUUCUGGUUCCGGUUCCGGCUCCAAUAAUGCUCAGUCUCACCUGCCGCUGGUGGCCCACUCUCCCAUCAUCCACCCUCGGAUCAGGGAGUUCAGGUCGGGUCUGGGGAGCACACGUAAAGAAGUGCCUCCCUCUCCGCUCUCGGUCCACGACAGAUACAGCUCUCCUGCAGCCGGGAGCGCCAAACGGAGGCUAUUCGGCGACGACCCGCCAGCGACCUCCACAGGCCUGAGCAUCAGCGGGAGCCCGCUGCCAUCUCCUGUCAAGAGGCUGACGUUUGGGACAAGCAGCAGCGUCCAGAAGACCGGAGCCCCGGGAAACCAAACCACGGUGCUCAGUAUCCCGCUGCAAGGUGAGCGCACCUUUACGCUGAUCCCAGUCCAGCAGUGUGACCCCUCCGGCGUGGUCACAGCUCAGUUCCUUCUCACCUCCUCCCCGAGUCGAGGAGCCGGGGCCGCCUCCGGCGCCGAAGCCCAGUCAGGAAACGGGCGGCCGCGGCGCACUGGGUCCCUCGCUCUGUUCUUCAGGAAGGUGUAUCACCUGGCCAGCGUUCGUCUGAGGGAUCUGUGUCUGAAGCUGGACAUCUCGCCUGAGCUGAGAGGGAAAAUCUGGACGUGUUUCGAGCACGCGUUGGUCCACUGCACUGACCUGAUGAAGGACCGCCAUCUGGACCAGCUGCUGCUCUGCUGUAUCUACAUAAUAUCCAAGAUCACCAAAGAGACUCACACCUUCCAGGACAUCAUGAAGUGUUACCGCAGCCAACCACAAGCCAGCAGCCACGUGUACCGCAGCGUCUUACUGCGUCGGACUCCCAGAGAGCAGCCAGCUGAUGAAAACAUGGAGGUGGACUCUGCGUCUGGUGGAGAAUCUGCAGAGAAAGCCAGUCAGCGUCCAGCCGAAAGAAAGUCGGACCAAUCAGAGGAGGAGGAGCGUGGUGACCUCAUCCAGUUUUAUAACACCGUGUUCGUGCUGAAGAUGAAGAGCUUCGCUCUGCGAUACGUCACCAACGAUAACCGGGCGGAUGCUCCCCCGCUUUCUCCGUUCCCUUCGGUCCGGGCUCAGCCUCUGUCGCCCCGCCGGGUCAGCCAGAGGCACUCGCUGUACGUUUCGCCUCACAAGAACUCUGUGGGCUCUCUCACGCCGAAUUCGUACACGUACAGGAUCAACAACAGUCCGUCAAAGGAGCUGUCAGACAUAAACCGGAUGAUCCGCCAGGGUUUGGUCAGCAGGAAGAGGGCCUUCAACAUAGAGGGAGACGUGAUGAUGUCACUAGCGUGCGACUCCCCCAGUAAGAGGUCGUGUCCGGAGAACGGCAGCAGUCCGGACGUGCUGCUGAAGCGUCUUCAGGACGUGGUGUCUGAGCGGCAGAGUCGCUGACCAGCCUCCAAAUAAAAGACUCAAAGCAGCAGUUACGCACAGAGGCGUCUUCCCAUGGUUUCCUUUAGCAUUUAGACCUUUUCUGUUACCAAACAAGUUCUGAUCGUUACCGACAUCAAAAGAUGAGAGGUUUGGGCGACUGAAGGAACAUCAACCGUUCUGCUCCUCAGACGCUCCUCUUUAGGGUUAUUUCUACUCUUUUUAAACCUGACGGAGAGACGGAUCCACCGAUGUCUGUUUUAGAUUCAUGUCUAUCAAUGGCUAAAUACGCCAGAACGGCUUCUGCAAUUACAAAAAACAAAAAAAACUGAUUUGAUUUUGUUUUAAUCGUUAGUUUUUGUUUAUUCCGCUUUAGAGUUUGUAUAUAUUAGAAAACGAGGUCAGCUCCCAAUCGUUAUCUAACUGGAAAACUUUGGUUUCAGGGAGCCUCCAGCUGUUGACCUCCCCUCCAGGUCAGGGUUUUAAGUCUCUUCUCUCUGCUGGAUCUUUCUGUUUGUUUCCUUCCAGAACGAAGCUCUUAAUUUUCAUUUAGAGUUUUGCUGCCAAUAAGAGAAAAAUAAAGGUGCAGCUCUCUGCUCUGCUUGGACGCGCAUCUGUUCGGAUGCCAUGUUUGGGGGACGCGUCUCUGCAGCAGUGAGGUGUUUUUAUUUGCUGAUUAUUUCCUCUGUUACUCUGACGCUUCUUUUGAAGCAGUAGAGUAAAAAUACAAAUAGUUCUUUUAGAAAUGUGAUUUCUUAGGCAUUAAAGAGGCUCCUGGUUGAUUCGUGGAAGUACCAGACCUUCAUUUUUCGUUUUUGAAGAGAUCAUGCAGAGCACAUCUCUUCUUUAAAUCUGUUCUACUUAAAAACAUCUAAAUAACUUUAUAUCAGAUGAUAAAGUUAGGGUUUUAUUUUUGGGAAAGUUUAUUAAAACCCAAAUUGUUUAUAGAUUCUGAUCUGAUCUUUCCACUAUUUAAAAAACCCAACAUAAAAUCAAGUUUUAGAAUAUUGUGUUUUACUUGUUUUUAAUGAGGUUUUGAGCGCUUUGCUAAUGGCUAGCUGGUCAUUGUGGGUGUGUAGCAUCUACACAUCGACUUCCUCCUCUAUCAGCACUGCUGUCAGAGAAAACUUUAUAGUUUUACCCCACUUUAUGUUAAAAAAGAAAUAGUUUUGUAAAUUGUAACAAGAUGCAGUAUUGUUUGUGACUGUUGUUUCCUGCAAACAUUUAGUUUUGUAAAAUAAAAAACAUCUUCCCUUUA